Molecule: messenger RNA, 2038 nt
Organism: Sarcophilus harrisii (Tasmanian devil)
Lineage: Eukaryota; Metazoa; Chordata; Mammalia; Dasyuromorphia; Dasyuridae
Gene: VWA1
Product: von Willebrand factor A domain containing 1
Exons: 6
Coding region: 256-1743 (495 amino acids)
Molecular function (GO): protein binding
Source: RefSeq, a predicted model, not a curated record
GUGAGGCGAGGAGAAGAAGGAGGAGGAGGAGGAGGAGGAGGAGGAGGACAAGGAGGAGGACGAAGGAGUCGGCUGCCCGGGACCCAGCCCAGCUGCAACUGCAGCGGCAGCGCCAGCCGCCCCAGCGCUAGCGCGUGGCGGGCAGGACAAGGGCCGAGGGGCCCUACUAUGCGCUGCCCCCGCCCCUCUGGUCUCCGGCUCAAGUCCCGCGUCGGCGGAGAUUCGGGGUAGAGACCUCGCGCGGCGGCGGCCGCUAUGAUUGUCUGGGCGGCCCUAGGCCUCCUCUGCCUGCAGCUGGCUUUGGGGCAGAGCAUACCUGAGCCAGGCCCUGCCACACACCCUCCGGCUGCCCAGGGUGACCUCCUCUUCCUGUUGGACAGCUCAGCCAGCGUCUCCUACUACGAAUUCUCUCGGGUGAAGGAGUUUGUGGGGCAGCUGGUGCAGUCGCUGCCCUUGGGCUCAGGGGCUGUGCAAACCAGCAUGGUACUUGUGGGCAGUAAGCCCUCGGUCGAGUUCCCCUUUGACCAGCACCGCUCAGGAGCUGCUGCCCAGGAGGCCGUCCGGGCUGCCAAGCAACUGAUGGGGGAUACCAACACUGGGCUGGCCCUGGAUCUGGCCAAAGAGCAGUUGCUCACCAGCAAGGCGGGCGCUCGGCCUGGCGUACGCAAGGUGCUGGUGUGGGUGACCGACGGUGGCUCGAGCGACGAGGCGCAGGUCCCCAUGCAGGCGCUCAAGGACAUGGGGGUGACCGUCUUCAUCGUCAGCACCGGCCGAGGCAACUUCCUGGACCUCUCUGCUGCCGCCUCCCAGCCCCCCGAGAAGCACCUGCGCUUUGUGGAUGUGGAUGACUUGCAAAUUAUCGUCCCUGAGCUGCGGGGCUCCAUCCUUGAGGCAAUGCGACCCCAAGAACUUCAUGCUGCCGAGGUGACAUCUCACAGCUUCCGCCUGGUAUGGCCACCCCUGCUGUCUGGUGACUCUGGCUACUACCUGUUGGAGGUGGCCCCCAGCGCUGACCCUGGCGCCAAGCAGAGCCGCCACUUGCUUGGGAAUGAGACCAGCUGGUUCUGGGAUGGCCUGGAACCCAGUACCACCUAUAAGGUGGUCUUGGUGCCGGAGUCCAACCUACACUACCUGGCCCCACAGACUAUCCAAGUCACCACUCUGGAAGAAGAGAUCAGCCCAUCCCGGAUCCUCAUCUCCCACUCAAAGCCUCGAAGCUUUCAUGUGAGCUGGGCCCCGACUCCUGCCAGCGUGCUCCGGUACGAGGUCCUGUAUGGACCCCUGCCAGGGGGCGAAGCCCGACUCGUUGAGGUGCCCGCCACAGAGAACAGCACCACGCUGGACAACCUGUCUCCCAACACCACCUACCUGGUCACCGUGGCUGCCAUCUAUAGCUCUGGCCGGGAGAAAGCUCUGUCGGCUAAGGCUUGUACGCAAGAAGUGGCCUCCAAGAUUGGGCGCCUCUACUUCCAGAGCCUGGGCCCUAGCACCGUGAAGGCCUCAUGGGACUCAGCAGAGGGAGAUGUCCAGGGUUACCAGGUACGGUGCCGACGGCAGGUGGGGCCCCCGUCCCUUCUCAGCGUCUCGCCACAGACCCACAGUGUCAUCCUCACGGGCCUGGCUGCCGGCACCACCAACCACGUGUGUGUGACGCCCAUCUACCAGAGUCACACGGGGCCUCGCAGUUGCCAGACGGUCCGCAUGCAUCCUGUCACCCCAGCUCCUGAGUAUCGACCCACUUAGCCAUAUCCCAAGAUGCCCUUAGUCCCAAAUAACAGGAGAGCUGAGCCUUUCCAUCAGAAACAGCCCAGAGGGAAAGCACUGGGCUGAGGAGAUUGGGGAGAGAAGACGGAAUCUCUGUGGCUAGUCGGUCCCUCUGAGCCCCAUCAGUCCUUUCCCAUCCCUUGCAGGGUGCCUACAUGCAGCGGGUCAGCAGUCAGCUUGGGUCCGAUCGGGUGGUCCGUGAGGACUUGGGUCCAAACCCUGAGGUGCUGAUGGCUCGGCUGUGGGCCUAGGCUCACGUUCUUCUCUCUUGUAC